AUAGUUUAUGAGUGAACAGUUUAGGUCUCAACAGAAAACUGAGGAAAAUAUGAUAAUUGGAGCAUUGACUUGAGGUGAGAUACGACUGCAGAUAAAAGAGGCUGACUCAACUGGAGAUCAUGGCUUUUGAUGGUACUUGGAAGAUAGACCGGAAUGAGAACUAUGACAAGUUCAUGGAAAAAAUGGGUAUUAAUGUGGUGAAAAGGAAGCUUGCAACUCAUGACAAUUUGAAACUGACAAUUACACAAGAAGGAAAUAAAUUCACCGUCAAGGAAUCAAGCACUUUUCGUACCAUUGAAAUUGUUUUUGAGCUUGGUGUCACUUUUAAUUACAGUCUAGCAGAUGGAACUGAACUCACUGGUACUUGGAACAUAGAGGGAAAUAAACUUGUUGGAAAAUUCAAACGGGUAGACAAUGGAAAUGAACUGAACGCUAUCCGAGAAAUUAUAGGUGGUGAACUUGUGCAGACUUACACAUAUGAAGGAGUAGAAGCCAAGAGGAUCUUCAAAAAGGAAUGAGCUUUGUUCUUGGAGCACAGCCCAGAACACAAAUUGAAUGGAAAAUCUAUAUUAUACCAAAACUGUUUUUCUCUUCCUGAUUAGUCCUUUUGUAAACAUAACCAGUGACUCAUACUUCCAGUCUUGCCAAGGCAAAAGAAGUAAAAACUAAUUACGAUUUAAUUUGUUUUACAUCCUCUAAAAUGUACAUUUAUUGCUCUAUUGGUGUUCUAAAGGAAUGUGUAACAUUUUUAAUAACAGAUGAAUAAAUUCUGUUUCCACAUUGCCUUAUAAGUAGCUUCUCCUUUAAAAAAUAACUAUAUGACAUAUAUAUUGAUAAACUAUAUGGUUGUUGUUCUUCUUUUCACAUUUGAUAAACUAAAAAGAUAAACAGCAUGGGAGGCAGUCUUUAAAAUCUUACACUGGUCAUGACUUUCAGCAGAAACUGCAGGCCAAAAGAAAGUGGCAGGAUAUACUUAAAGUG
Messenger RNA from Nyctereutes procyonoides (raccoon dog), 981 nucleotides. RefSeq names its product fatty acid binding protein 2 (gene FABP2). The record is from RefSeq and is a predicted model, not a curated record. Gene Ontology annotation, molecular function: fatty acid binding. Bases 120 to 518 code for a protein of 132 amino acids. Lineage: Eukaryota; Metazoa; Chordata; Mammalia; Carnivora; Canidae. The transcript is spliced from 5 exons. Gene Ontology annotation, cellular component: nucleus; cytosol. Gene Ontology annotation, biological process: fatty acid transport.